AUGUGGAGCUAUUGGAUUCUAUUUUUAGAGGUUCUGUUGGGAGUUUUACUAUUCCCAUCACCGAGCAAACUUCAGUCCGUCAACCCGAUAUCAUCGUUUAUGAAUUUCUUACAAGAAGGUACGAAUCAAAGAGACAAUGAACCACCCGAUCAAGUUAAUUUGUUAACGGAGUACGAUUUCAUUAUUGUUGGUGCGGGAACAGCUGGGUGCGUUGUGGCUAAUCGAUUAACAGAAUUAAAGGACGUGAAAGUUCUACUCUUAGAAGCUGGGGUUAAUGAGAACUAUGUUAUGGAUAUACCAAUUCUUGCAAAUUAUCUGCAGUUCACUGAAGCGAACUGGGGAUACAAAACGAAACCCUCGAAAAAAUAUUGUGCAGGUUUCGAAAAUCAGCAAUGUAAUUGGCCACGCGGAAAAGUUGUCGGUGGAUCAAGUGUUCUAAAUUAUAUGAUAUACACUCGAGGGGCUGCAAAUGAUUAUAACAAUUGGGCAUCAAAAGGUAAUGAAGGCUGGGGAUGGGACGAUGUAUUGGAUUAUUUCAAAAAAAUUGAAAAUUACAACAUACCCUCCUUUGACGACCCUAAAUAUCACGGCCAUGACGGCCAUGUUAAUGUUGAGUAUGCACCAUUUCGUACAACAAAAGGAAAAGCUUGGGUUAAAGGGGCCCAAGAAUUAGGCUUUAAGUAUAAUGAUUACAAUGGACAAAAUCCAAGUGGUGUGUCUUUUCUACAACUGUCUAUGAAGAACGGAACAAGACACAGUUCCAGUCGAGCAUAUCUUCAUCCUAUAAAGAAAAGAAAUAAUUUGCACGUUUCUAAAGUUAGCAUGGCUACGAGAUUACUGUUCGAUACAACAAAAACUCGUGUGAUUGGAGUCGAAUUCGAGAAACGAGGAAAGCGCUAUAAAGUAUUAGCAAAAAAAGAAGUCAUUGUAUCGGCUGGGGCAAUCAAUUCACCUCAACUCCUCAUGUUAUCAGGAAUAGGCCCUAAAAAGCAUUUAGAGUCACUUAACAUACCAGUUGUGAAAGAUUUGCCUGUAGGAUAUAAUUUAAUGGACCACAUUGCCGCCGGUGGAGUCCAAUUUAUGGUUCAACAACAAAACCUUAGUCUGUCUACGGGGUAUAUUUUAAACCAUUUAGAAUUGGUAUUUAAGUGGAUGCGGAAUCAUAAAGGACCGUUGUCUGUACCUGGUGGUUGCGAAGCAUUAGUAUUUUUAGAUUUAAAAGAUAGAUUUAACGUAAGCGGCUGGCCGGACUUAGAACUACUAUUUAUAAGUGGGGGAUUAAAUUCAGAUCCUCUGUUGCGAAGAAAUUUUGGUUUCGAUGAACAAAUAUUUACAGACACCUAUACAGCUCUAGGUAAUAAUGAAGUUUUUAUGGUUUUUCCAAUGCUGAUGAGACCAAAAUCAAAAGGCAGGGUUAUGUUACAAAACAGAAAUCCAAAGUCACAUCCGGUAUUAAUUCCAAACUACUUUGAUGAUCCAGAAGAUUUGCAAAAAAUUGUGGAAGGCAUCAAAGUGGCUAUUGAGAUAACUCGUCAACCAGCAAUGAAAAAGAUACAAACGAAACUGUAUGACGUUCCUAUCGCUGACUGUUUGAAGUAUGGGCCUUUCGGUAGUGACGAGUACUUCGCGUGCCAGGCACAAAUGUUCACUUUUACAAUUUACCAUCAAAGUGGGACUUGUAAAAUGGGUGUCAAAAGUGAUCCUACAGCGGUUGUAGAUCCUAGACUAAGAGUACAUGGUAUAGAAAAUCUAAGAGUAAUCGAUGCUAGUAUAAUGCCAGAAAUUGUUUCAAGUCAUACAAAUGCCCCAACAUUCAUGAUAGCAGAAAAAGGCGCAGACAUGAUUAAAGAAGACUGGGGGAGAAAGUCGCAGAACAUGUAA
This is a messenger RNA of Danaus chrysippus (African queen), 1881 nucleotides long. The record is from the annotation of a GenBank genome assembly. Lineage: Eukaryota; Metazoa; Arthropoda; Insecta; Lepidoptera; Nymphalidae.